AUGUGUCCACACGAUGAGUCGAUGAGCGAAGUGGAUUGCCUAUAUUCUUGCAGCCAUCAUACGAAAACUGGCAAGACUCCAGAAGAGGUUAUCGACAAAUUUUUGACCACAUUGGGCGAAUACUUAAAGAAAAACGAAAGCAAUUUUCCGAUGGAGGAAAUCGAAUAUGGAGAAGCGGCGAAUCAAAAGAUUGAUGUUUGGGGACGGGUCGACGAGAAAAUCUUUGUCUACAUUCACGGAGGAUUUUGGAUGGAAGGAGACCGAAAAUACGCUACAUCGAUGGUGGAAAGAUUGGCGAAAUUGGGGAUCUCAGUGGCUUGUGUUGGCUACGAGUUUGCCACAUCCAAGCACACACUCGAUUUCCUUGUACAGGAGAUUGUCAUUGCUGUUCAGAAACUCUUGCACACUUACCCGAAAAGCCGUUUCAUCAUUGGCGGACAUUCGGCUGGAGCUCAUUUGGCUUUUAAAGCACUCGCAUCAAUCAAAUUCGAGCCACGAAUCGAGAAACUCGUUUUGUUUUGUGGAGUCUACGAACUCGAGGGAUUGAUAGAAACCUAUGUGGCAAAAACGAUUGGCUUGACUCCAUUGCUCGCCAAAGAAUGCGAGUGUCGUGCUGAGGAGUUGAACGGAUGGAAGGGAAGAAUUCUGAUGCUAGACGCUCUUCACGACUCACCGCCAAUGCUAGAAGCGCAAAAAGUUGUUCACAGAAAGCUGAAGUCUCUUGGAAUCGGCGUAAAAAGAGAGACCAUCCCCGACUCGGAUCACUUCUCGAUCAUCGAAAAUCUCGAAGCAAUGCUUUUCUCACUGCUUUUGCUUUGUUUCUCCAUCAGUUUCACCUCCGGAGCCGUCUAUCGUCAAUCGCUGAUCCGUCGUGUCUCUCCAAUGACCCGAAUGAUCAAUGCUGGCACUUGGGAAACGUUUCUCCGCGAAAGGGACUCCAUUCGAACCACAAUUCAUAAGAAUAUGGGAUAUCCGCAAAAGGUCUACGAUUAUCAAGACGAGGAAUACUUGGGAAACAUCACUGUCGGCACACCCGAUCAACAAUUCAGGGCCGUUCUCGAUACAGGCUCCUCAAACUUGUGGGUGCCUGAUGUGAGUUGCACUGGUGAUGGAUGCCAAGGGAAAGACGUUUUUGACUCCAACAAAUCAUCCACAUACCAGGCAAAUGGAAAGAAGUGGACGAUCGUUUACGGAACCGGCUACGCGUCGGGCUUUCUCGGAGUGGACACAGUGCGAUUUGGAGCACCAGGCGAAAAUCAGCUCAUUGUCCCCACAACAACCUUUGGCCAGGCCACUCAUUUGGCGAAAUUCUUUGAGGGUGAUCCGAUCGACGGAAUUCUUGGCCUGGCAUUCACCGCAAUUGCCGAGGGUUUUGUCGUCCCGCCUCUCAUCAAUGCCAUCAACCAAGGUCUCUUGGAUCAACCACUUUUCACUGUUUACCUCAUGCACGACGGUGCCCAAGAUGGAGCGUACGGAGGAGUGUACACCUACGGGGCGCUGGACACGGACAAUUGCGGAGAUAUCAUCGCCUAUCAACCACUCUCAGCGGCCACUUAUUUCCAAUUCAAGAUGGAGGCCGUUUCAUCCGGCAACUAUUCGAAUAAGAACGGCUGGCAGGUGAUCUCCGACACGGGCACUUCAUUCAUUGGAGCUCCACCAGCGAUCGCCGACUCAAUCGCCAAGGCUCACGGUGCGACUUUUGACGCGAAAGACGAGGUCUACAUCAUCGAUUGCAAUGCAACGAUUUCGGUGACAUUCACGAUUGGCGGUCGGGAUUAUGAAAUCGAGUCGAAAAACAUGAUUGUUCCCGGAGACAACAACAAUUGCUGGCUGGCACUCUUCCCUUUUCCAAAUUUCCCUCAAUGGAUCCUUGGUGAUCCGUUCAUCCGCCAAUUCUGCAAUGUUUACGAUCUCGGAAAGCAAAGAAUCGGUUUCGCUCCAUCGAAACAA
Messenger RNA from Mesorhabditis belari, 1950 nucleotides. The record is from the annotation of a GenBank genome assembly. Lineage: Eukaryota; Metazoa; Nematoda; Chromadorea; Rhabditida; Rhabditidae.